UAUGGAAUGAGAACAAAAGCUUCACUUUUUGCUGUGUAAUUUAAAAUUCAUUUCAUAGAAUGAGAACAAAAGCUUUACUUUUUGCUGUGUAAUUUAAAAUUCAAUGAUUCCCCAUAUAUACGUACGGACAUAAACAAAAAAUCAUUCAACAAAAAGACUAGGACAGGGAACCCAAUUGAACAUUAUUUAUACAUCUUUUUGUUGCUUCUUUCCUCUACGAGGAAACUGAGUGCAAAUCUUAUGCCUAAUUUUUUUAUAUUUAAUAAAUUAUCUUCUUUUUUUUUCUGGUCCCAAAGGACAAUUUUAUUUUAUUUAUUAAACUAUGCACUAUUUUUUUGAUUAUUUCAAAUUCAAAAUUUUCUUUUAAAUAUUCAUCAAUUACCAAAACUGUUUGUCUUUUAAAUAUUUUAAAAUGUUUCUAAUUACAAAGAUUGGGCUUGGUUGUGUUCUUCUUCGGUCAAAUCUAUCAUAGCUUAUCAAACGAUAUCCAAUCUUAAUCCAGCCCACUUGAAAUCCACAGAUUUUUAAUGACCGCUUCACGCUCUCAGUGGGCGCGUCCCUUCCGAAACCCAGACAGCCGCCGAAUCUCAACGUUUCUUCCGUAUUUCUUUUCUUCGGGACUCUCUCCAUCCCCAAAACGACACAGCUCUGUCCCCGUUUUAUCUCGCCCCCGGUUCCUGUCCUCUUCUCGGCUUCGCGGUGCUGCUGCUUCCAGCUUCUACUCGCCUCUCAAGUUACACUUAAAACGAUCAGAAAUUGUACGGAAGCGAUGGAAACGAUCUCGACGCGACGUCCUUCAAAUUAAUGCCACCGAUGAUGACUCGGUGGGAAUUUCUUCGUUCGAUGACUGGGUGGUUGACGAUUCCGUGGCAGCGUAUAUGUUUUCUUCAUCAAGUGAUGGGGAAGACAGCGAUGGGGAAAUUGUAUUAAGCCCUUUGAGUGAGGUGGAUUUGCCUUCUGUCAAAGUCUCGACUGAUGAUGCCAUAACCAUGACUACCCAUCGGCUUGCUUUGAUUGGAAGAGGCCAACGAAGACACAGGAUAUAUCUUGGGCUGUUAAUCAACUUGGCUCUUGUAAUCUUCCUGACAAUGGUUCUUUUACUUGUGGAUUGGUGCGGAUGGAAAAUUGUCAGGCUACCCUUGGCGCCAUUCUAUUUGACCUCCCCAUUUUUCAUAUCUUUGAUUUUAGCGGCAUGUGCAGGUUAUGUUUGUGUCCCGUUGCUUAAAGGUCUUAAGUUCCUCCAAAUAAUUAGGAAAGAAGGACCUGCUAGACAUUCCAGAAAGAAGAGAACCCCAACGAUGGGUGGACUGUUUUUUAUUCCAGCUGGUCUAUCUGUUGCAAAAUUCGUAACUGGUUUUUCUUCUAUUGAAGUUUCUGCCGCUGCAGCAGCAACCUUAGCAUUUGCUGCAAUUGGGCUACUUGAUGACGUCUUAAGUUUCAUCAAGCAACACAACAGUGGCUUAUCUCCGUGGUUAAGACUAUUUUUGGAGGCAACUGUAGGGAUUUGGUUUUCAUUUUGGUUGGACGCUGCAAGUUUAUCCUCACCCUAUGGCAUGAAAAUGUUGGUUCCUCUACCUGCACCAAUGGGCAUCAUUUACUUGGGAAAAUUUUACCUAUUGUUGACUUCAUUUUGUUUUGUUUCCAUGGGAAAUGGGGUUAACUUAACAGAUGGUCUUGAUGGUCUGGCUGGAGGAACUGCUGCAUUAGCUUUCAUUGGAAUGUCAAUUGCAGUGCUUCCAAUAUGCCCUGAACUUGCUAUAUUUGGAGCAUCAAUGGCGGGGGCCUGUGUUGGUUUUCUUUUGCACAACCGGUAUAAGGCAUCUGUAUUUAUGGGUGAUACUGGAUCCUUGGCCCUUGGUGGUGCAUUAGCUGCAAUGGCUGCUUGUACCGGAAUGUUCUUUCCCUUAUUCAUUUCAUCGGGUUUCUUUGUUUUGGAGGCAUCAUCGGUUAUUAUGCAGGUGUUAUACUUCAAAACAACAAAGCACUUGCGAGGAAGUGGGCGCCGUCUGUUUAGAAUGGCACCUUUCCAUCAUCAUCUGGAAUUAUUGGGGCUCAAAGAACCAAUGAUUGUUGCCGUUGCAUACAUUGUAUCCUGUGUGUUGGCCUUAUUAGCUGGCUAUAUAGGACUUAUAUCGGCAUAACAUCUGCAAUCAUUUUUACUCAAGCCCCAGUUUGUUUCCUUAGUUAAAGUCAUAAAAUAUUCAUUUCCUUUUCUUUCUGAAUCUUUUAUUCAAUUUUUUUCACCCUUCACACAUUUAUCCUUUACAAAAUUGGAAGAGUAAAUGUACCCACAUACAACUUUUGUAUGCGUUUUUUGACUGGUAGAACUGAUUGUAACAUGAGCCUAUAAGACAAAACACAGCAGUUUAUUUACCUUGGAUGAAUGAGAGUUAUACUUUCAG
This is a messenger RNA of Theobroma umbraticum, 2402 nucleotides long. RefSeq names its product translocase 11 (gene TRANS11). NCBI's taxonomy places the organism in Eukaryota, Viridiplantae, Streptophyta, Magnoliopsida, Malvales, Malvaceae. The record is from RefSeq and is a predicted model, not a curated record. Gene Ontology annotation, biological process: cell wall macromolecule biosynthetic process; cell wall organization. Gene Ontology annotation, molecular function: phospho-N-acetylmuramoyl-pentapeptide-transferase activity. Gene Ontology annotation, cellular component: plasma membrane.